AUGUUCGGGAUUUUGGAGGCGGCUGCGGUCCCUCACUCGGGCAUCUUCAAUACCUAUGAAGACCUGAUGCUCGAUCUCAACAGGCGCAUGGAAAGGGAAGGCUACAAAAUUGUCAAGGCGAGAUCCCAUCGUAACAAGAUCGGCGGCGGUGAUGUGGCCGGGAACGAGAUAGUUCGCUGCGAUCUGGUGUGUGACCGCGGAGGACGACCGUACAAAUCUACAGCUACCAAACACAAGACGCACACCAAGAAGACGGGUUGCCCGUGGAAGGCAAAGGCCGUGAAUCGCAAAUCAGUUGGCGGCUGGGUUCUGACCGUAUUCUGCAACGAACACAAUCACGAGGCCGGAACACCUGAACCUCCCAGCGUACCAGAGGCUUGCGAAGAGGAUGGUACCGAUGCGGACAAUGAAGACGAAAUUCAUGCCGGACCAAGACCAGACCCCGAGACUUCGGCGGCCCUUCGAGUCGCGGGAGUAUCGGACAGCACUUUGCGCCUAACUGGAGACACAUUCCAUCACCUCAAGACGGAUUACCGAAAGAUGACACAAGGAGACCGUCUUAAUGCCCUGGCACAGCUGCAACUGCGAAUAGCAGCGCUUUAUGCUGUCCAGAAUGAAGAUAUGCAGAGGCAGAGACGGCAAGAAGAUCAGCAUCAGCGUCAUCGGGCCGUCGACGCCAGCAGGAACACUCUAUCCGCGCAGAAAUACCGUGCGCGAAGACACCCGAGAACCCAAGAUGAGCAGCAGAAACAGGCAACUAAUCUCCCAGUAGAGCCCGAACUGUCGUUGACCGAGGACCUCGUGCACAUAGGUCCCAACCACACUCCAGAUGCGUUAAUGCAGGGGCCACAUUUCCAACUGACCGUCCCUGGCAGUGCAAUGGACAGUGUCGAGAUGCCACAAUAUCACGGAUCCUCCAAGAGGAUGAGGCCAUACCGAACCCAAGGCACAUGA
This is a messenger RNA of Metarhizium brunneum ARSEF 3297, 954 nucleotides long. RefSeq lists its product as uncharacterized. The record is from RefSeq and is a predicted model, not a curated record. Lineage: Eukaryota; Fungi; Ascomycota; Sordariomycetes; Hypocreales; Clavicipitaceae.